Messenger RNA from Nicotiana tabacum (common tobacco), 568 nucleotides. The record is from RefSeq and is a predicted model, not a curated record. NCBI's taxonomy places the organism in Eukaryota, Viridiplantae, Streptophyta, Magnoliopsida, Solanales, Solanaceae.
GGAUCAGAGUUAUUUUUCAUUCGGGAGAGUGGUGCCUGGAAGAUAUCACGUUCCACAAACUUAAGUACUUGAAACUGAGCUACUUGAAAGUCUCAAGGUGGGAAGCCUCAGAGGAAUUUUUUCCCCAGCUUGAAACACUUGUUAUAAAACAGUGUGAAUAUCUCGAGGAGAUCCCCCUUAGCUUUGCAGAUAUUCCAACUCUGAAACAGAUUAAGCUGAUGUGGGGCAAGAGCAAUAAAUCUCUGACGGCUUCAGCUGUGAGAAUUAAGAAAGAAGUUGAAGAGAAUGAAGGACCGUAUCGACCUCAUUACUGUGUGGUGAGUCAAGCACGUGCUUGUCACAACAACAUGGAGAGUAUCAAGCCAACAUUCACCUUGCUGGGAGCUUUGGUGUCAUGGAGUAAUUGAUAUGGUGUCGCCGCGUGCAAUUCAUGUUUUCUGCAGUCAAGUCGUCUGAUGAGACUGGUGCAAUAAAUUAAGAAAAACUCUUUGACUUUUUGCCUUUUCAAGCAUUGUUAAGUUUAAGUAAGUCUCUGUGUGGUUGUUGGAGAUAUUCGAUAAACUCUUUG